CUCGGCCUCGUCAUCGAAAGCGGCUUCCAAUUGCUCGGAAAUUCUCAGCUAUAUGGGGGACUUGGAUGGUGAGCAAAAACAAUUAAUCAAGAAGUUGGUCAACUUUCGCAUGAUCGAUGGUAAAAGAACGAGAGCUCGUGCUAUUGUUUAUCAAACUUUUCAUCGCCCAGCUCGAACUGAACGCGAUGUAAUCAAACUGAUGGUUGACGCCGUAGAUAAUAUCAAGCCCAUAUGCGAAGUGGUCAAAGUAGGAGUCGCAGGUACUCUUUAUGAUGUCCCUGGGAUUGUAGCCAGGGAUCGUCAACAAACCUUAGCUAUUCGUUGGAUCCUUGGAGCAGCUUUCAAAAGACGUAUAAGCUACAGGAUAAGCUUAGAGAAAUGUUCAUUUGCUGAGAUACUGGAUGCUUACCGAAAGAGGGGAAUUGCACGUCAGAGAAGGGAGAAUCUUCAUGGACUGGCUUCCACCAAUCGAAGUUUCGCGCAUUUCAGAUGGUGGUAAAGUGAUACCACAUAAAGAGCUCUUCAGUCAUCUUCUGAAGUCAGAAAUGUUUGACUAGCGCCUUGAUUUUUCUUUUCAAUCAAAACUCUCGCUUUUCUUCAUCUUCAUCUAGAAAGAAAGUCGGCCUUCCUCAGACUCCCCCCUUCAUUCAUUGAGUUGGAGGAAUCCACAGGAGGCCCGCCCGUUAUGCAUUGCAUAAAAUAACCUUUAUUUCUCUUUUGACUCAGGUCGAAUGAAUACGAAACUCGAUCAAAUCAAGAGGCCAUGAAUGAAGAAGUAGUGGGCCUUUCACCUUCUUUCUAGUGACUCGUGGAGCUGAGAAAUCCACUUCAAAGGGAGGGAAGCUAGCUGUCAUCAUCAUCCGGUAGGAAAAAGAGUCGGACUAUGACGUACCAGUCCCUAGUGGUGGUUCAAUUUUUUGAAUCUGCCAAGUCAAGGUCAACGUACGUAGCGUAGCAAACCGAUCAUCUGCCUCUUUCUCGUUCUCGCUCGGAAGCACUUUUCUCCGUACUACUGUACUGGACCUUAUCGAGUUUGUCUUGACUUGUCGAAUCUCCACCACUCCUUUCUUGUCCGGCUCUCGAAGAGUUGAGCUGGCGCUGGCCAGCAACUUUCGUGCCUGAGAAUGGAAGAGGGCCGCAGGCAUUCUUCGUACCUGGUCCAGCCUCACAACCGGUUGGUCAGACGGAAUUGGACAAAGAAAAGAGAGUGCUCGACCGGAACAACGUCAAACCAUAGAACACAGCUCCUUUCGGUCGAACCCGCCUCCAAGCUAGCGCCUUACCUUUUUCGUAUAUAGUCUCAGUGAGAGCUACUGUAGUCUCCCCCGUUGACCUUCUUUUCUAGAUAGAAUCUUCAAUGAGUGGAAAGGACUCCCAGACUUUCUCCGCAGUACGAGCCUCAUACAGAGCCGCGCCCUUGUGAUAUGAUAAGAAGAAAAGGCAAGAGUUUGAUUCUGAAAGUCAAGAAGAAAAGGGGCCAGGCCGCCCUCUUUUCCGCACCAACCCUGAUUGUCAAAUCGGGUGUAUAGCUCAGUUGGUAGAGCAUUGGGCUUUUAACCUAAUGGUCGCAGGUUCAAGUCCUGCUAUACCCCAAAAAAACCACUCAUCGUAAGGAUGCAUAGUAGCGUUCAAAGAGCACUCUUUGGCCUUGAGACUCGCCCCUUUCUCAGAAACAACUUCGCUCGUUGUGUGAGGUCAGGAGUAGUUUCAAACUGGCUCGGUCAUCGAUAGGCCGGCCUUCUCCUUCUUCAUUGGAUAGGGCGCGGGGGAGAGUCAAGUCAAGCACUAGUGAGUUGGGGUGGGACGCACCAAAGCAGGAUUUAGGGCAGUAGUUCGGCUUGCACAUACAUAACAGGGUGACCACGAAAUAAGCAGGCAAAUCGCUCUAGGUGAAUAGAACCUACCUCGGAAAGAAAACUAGAUAGGCUGCUUUCGAAAACUCUUACUGCAGAUCGACAUCGGAGGCGGCCCAAACCUAGGCUGUGACGCUUCCUGUCGAGUACAAUUCAGACUUGAAGUUCGUUGACAGAAAGACAAUUGCUCAAGAAUGGGACUCAGUCUUGAGCAAUUAGAUUCUUGAAUCUAGCAUCAACAUGAAAAGAACAUUACAAAGCUAUAUAGGCAUUGAUCCCAUCCAUCAACCGAGAAAGACACCUACGUUACACUAACUAGGAGCGCGCUUCUUUCUGAAAAAAAAAGACAUUCUGAAA
Phalaenopsis equestris is the source of this 2210-nucleotide messenger RNA. Its product is annotated as ribosomal protein S7, mitochondrial. Gene Ontology annotation, cellular component: ribosome; mitochondrial small ribosomal subunit. The transcript has a single exon. Bases 53 to 499 code for a protein of 148 amino acids. Gene Ontology annotation, molecular function: structural constituent of ribosome; rRNA binding; mRNA binding. Gene Ontology annotation, biological process: translation; ribosomal small subunit assembly. Lineage: Eukaryota; Viridiplantae; Streptophyta; Magnoliopsida; Asparagales; Orchidaceae. The record is from RefSeq and is a predicted model, not a curated record.